GGCGGUGGCGGCAACAUGGCCUCGGAGGCGGACCUGCGCGCCCGGCUGCAGCGCGCCGGCCAGCAGCACCUCCUGCGCUUCUGCGCCGAGCUGGCGCCGGAGCCCCGAGCCGCGCUGCUGGCCCAGCUCGAGGCCCUGGAGCCCGAGGCGCUGCGCCAGCACUGCCAGCGCGCGGCCGCCGCCUGCGCGCGCCCCCCGGGCCCGCCGCCCGGCCUGGCCGCGCGGCUGCAGCCCCUGCCUCCUGAGCGCGUGGGCAGCGCGGGCGAGGCAGACCCGCAGACCCGGCGGCUCUGGGAGGAGGAAGGUCUCCAUCAGAUCGCCCUGAACAAGGUGGCCGUGCUGCUGCUGGCCGGUGGGCAGGGCACCCGCCUGGGCGUGACCUACCCCAAGGGCAUGUAUCAGGUGGGGCUGCCCAGCCAGAAGACCCUGUACCAGCUGCAGGCGGAACGGAUCCGGCGGGUGGAGCAGCUGGCCGGCGAGCGCCACGGGACCCGCUGCACCGUGCCCUGGUACAUCAUGACCAGUGAGUUCACGCUGGGGCCCACGGCCAAGUUCUUCAAGGAGCAUGACUUUUUCCACUUGGAUCCCAACAACGUGAUCAUGUUUGAACAGCGCAUGCUGCCUGCUGUGACCUUCGAUGGCAGGGCCAUCCUGGAGAGGAAAGACAAGGUCGCCAUGGCGCCAGAUGGCAAUGGGGGCCUGUACAGCGCGCUGGAGGACCACCAGAUCCUAGAGGACAUGGAGCGGCGAGGAGUGGAGUUCGUGCACGUGUACUGUGUGGACAACAUCCUGGUGCGGCUGGCCGACCCAGUCUUCAUAGGCUUUUGCGUGCUGCGGGGCGCCGACUGUGGAGCCAAGGUGGUGGAGAAGGCCUACCCUGAGGAGCCGGUGGGCGUGGUGUGCCAGGUGGACGGCGUCCCCCAGGUGGUGGAGUACAGCGAGAUCAGCCCCGAGGUGGCGCAGCUGCGCGCGCCAGGUGGGGGCCUGCUGUACAACGCAGGCAACAUCUGCAACCACUUCUUCACCCGAGACUUCCUGCGGAUGGUCACCAGGGAACUCGAGCACCUGCUGCAGCCACACGUGGCUGUGAAGAAGGUGCCCUGUGUGGACGAACACGGGAACCCGGUAAAACCGCUCCAGCCGAACGGGAUCAAGAUGGAGAAGUUCGUGUUUGACGUGCUCCCGUUUGCCAAGAACUUCGUGGCCUUCCAAGUGCUGCGGGAGGAGGAGUUCUCCCCCCUCAAGAACGCCGAUUCGGCCGACAGGGACAGCCCCUCCACGUCCCGGCGGGCCCUGCUCGCCCAGCACUGCCGGUGGGCCCUGCAGGCCGGCGCCCGCUUCUUGGACGUGCACGGGGCCCAGCUCCCCGAGCAGCCCAGCCUGCCUGGCAGCGCAGAGCCUCCAGCCAUCUGUGAGAUCUCACCCUUGGUGUCAUACGCUGGAGAGGGGCUGGAGGAGUACCUGCAAGGUCGCGAGUUCCGGCCCCCGCUCAUCCUGGAUGAGGCCACGGCGAGGGAGCUGCAGCCCUGACCUCCGCCAACCCCGGGGCCCAAGGCUCAGGACGCAGCCCCGCCUGGGCUCCGGUCAGGAGAGCUGCUCUGUGAUUCUGGCUGCAGACCGGGGAGCCCAGAAGGGAGCAGGCCUCCUCCACUGGGGUGGGAGGCCUCCCGCCACCCCGUCCCCGGGAGCCAGGUGACCCCAGGCCUGCGGGGCCCCUGGGGUGCUCUGGCUUAACUCCUGCUGUGGCGUCCAGGCUGGAGGCAGAGGGACUGAGGGGACUGGGGUGGGGCCAAGGCGGGUGCGGAAGGUGCUGAGAGGCGCACGGGCCUGUCAGCUGAGUGGGCUCCUGGGCCCCUGCACACCCGCCUGGCGGGAGCAGCAGCAGCCACGCUGCGCUUUUCUGCAGAGAUGAGGGGACGGCAGCACCUGCAGGGCUCCAUGUUGGGAGGGACAGCUGAGCCUGUGGGUCACAACCUGGCCCGCCUUCCCUGCCCGGCUGAGGCCCACAGCAGGUCUGGAGCUGGCUCUCUGGGAAGCUUGGCCUGCAUGCCCGGCAGGGUUCUCUCAAGUUCCGUCCAAGGCCUCAGCCCCCAGAAAACAGUGGGACCCAUGGAGGGUGCCCCACCUCGCCGACACCCCAUGCCUAUAGGGAGCUUCUGACAACUCAGUGCUCACACUCCUUCCCCCCACGGCUCCCCAGGAAGGGGUGGGCACAGCGCCUCACUGCACACCCCCGGCCUGCUCAAGGUGGGGAGAAGCCGGCUGGCUGUGGUCUCGGGCCCUGCCUGCUUCCUGCCUGGAGAGCAGCACGGGGCACCUGCCCCCUCCUCCUGUGAAGAGCGUCCUAAGUGCGGCCACAGCUCGGCCAGGCCCGCCCCACCCCUCCCCGCUCCUCCAGCCCACGUGCGGCCGUCUCCUCCAGGAAGGGUGCUGUCCCGGGAGCUUCAGUGGCAGUGACCCUUCCAGGGGCCUGGAGUGGAUGGGUGGCUCGUCCACGCCUCCCGCCCCGGGUGUGACUGUGGGGCCAGGGCCGGGCCCAGGGCCGGGAGGAUGACUGCGUCUCCAUCCAUCCAGGCUCUGCCAUCAGUCCUAACUGUGCCUUACUUGCCUUCCCCCAGCUGCUCCACAGGCAAGCAGAGGGCCUGGGGCAGAGGGUCACCAAGGAGGAGGUUGAGGGUCCUGCCUGGCUCCUCACUGCCACGACAGGGCAACCUCUUUACCACAUCGAGUUUGUUGGGUAAACUAUUAAAACAGCUUGCUUUGGAGAAGGAAAUGGCAACCCACUCCAGUAUUCUUGCCUGGAAAAGUCCAUGGACAGAGGAGUAUGGCGGGCUGAAGUCCAUGGGAUUACAUGACUGAGCAUGUGUGCACGAGGGUGGAGGGUGAUGGGUUGGUAGCAAUAAAGUGGUAGAACUAAAAAACAAACAAAACAAAAACCUGCCUUCUAAAGUGAUUGUAUCAUAUUGCAUUCCCACCAACAGUAGGUGAGAGUUCCAGUUGCUCCAUGUUCUUAUAUUUGAUGUUGUCAAUGUUUUGGUUUUUGCCAUUCAAGUCGGUAUGUAGUAAUAGUAUAUUGUUGUUUCUUUCAUUUGCAAUUCUCUAAUGAAAUAUGCUGAAUAUCUUUAUAUUCUUCUAACAGUGUCUUUUGCUGAACAGAAAUUUUAAACUUUAGUCAAGUCCAAAUUACUCAGUGUUUCUUUCAUGGAUUAUAUUUUUGGUGUGUCUAAUGCAUCAUUGCCUAACCCAAGGUCUGUGUCCCCUGUACUAUUGUCUACGUGUUUUACUGUUUUGUAUUUAGGCUUAUUAUCCAUUUGAGAAAAUAUUUGUGAAAGGUGUGAGGUCUGUGUCUGGAUCACUUCCCCCCCCCCCCCCCCCCCCGUGCUGUGCAGCUUGUAGAGUCUUAGUUCCCAAACCAGGCAUUUUAACCCAUGUUCCCUGCAGUGGAAGCAGGGAGUCCUAACCACUGGAUCAUGUUUUAAAGCCCCAUCUGUUGAAAAGACUAUCCUUUCUUCAUUCCUUUGCCUUUGCUCCCUUUUCAAAGAUCAGUUUACUGUAUUAGUGUGGAUCUGUUUCUGUGGUUUCUAUUCAUUUUUUGCACUUAGUGAGAUAAUCAUCACGUGGCUGUGUUUUUGUUUUUGUUUUCCUUGUUGUCUUCUAUUUAAAUGGUGCAUGUGUGCGAAGUUGCUUCAGUCAUGUCCGACUCUGUACACCUGUGGACUGUAGCCUGCCGGAUUCUUCUGUCCAUGGGAGCUAAUCUUGCAUUUCCUGCAAGAAAUCCCACAUGAUCAUCUUGUAUAAUCCAUUGUAUAUAUUGCUGAGUCAUUUUUCUGAUAUUUUGUUAAUGUAUUGUAUAGAUAGAUGAAUGGUAGUGGGUUUAUAGAUCUGUUUUUCUCUGACUUUGGCAUCAGAGUAAUUCUGAUGUCAAAGAAUAAUUGUUUCCUCCUCCUUAUUUUCUGGAGGAGUUUUGAAGGAUAAAUGAUACUUCUUUUUUAAAUGCUUGCUGAAAUUCCUUAUGAAGGCACCUAAGCCUGGAAUUUUCUUGUGGGAAGACUUUCAAUAAAAAUACAGUCAAGUAAAAAAAAAAAUAAAAUAAAACAG
This is a messenger RNA of Dama dama (fallow deer), 4098 nucleotides long. RefSeq names its product UDP-N-acetylglucosamine pyrophosphorylase 1 like 1 (gene UAP1L1). The record is from RefSeq and is a predicted model, not a curated record. Gene Ontology annotation, molecular function: UDP-N-acetylglucosamine diphosphorylase activity. The transcript has 9 exons. Bases 16 to 1530 code for a protein of 504 amino acids. NCBI's taxonomy places the organism in Eukaryota, Metazoa, Chordata, Mammalia, Artiodactyla, Cervidae. Gene Ontology annotation, biological process: UDP-N-acetylglucosamine biosynthetic process.